Molecule: messenger RNA, 1127 nt
Organism: Sinocyclocheilus grahami
Lineage: Eukaryota; Metazoa; Chordata; Actinopteri; Cypriniformes; Cyprinidae
Exons: 3
Coding region: 42-1127 (361 amino acids)
Source: RefSeq, a predicted model, not a curated record
GUUUGAAAAUUUUAACGCUGUGUUGAGAAGAGUGUUUUAAGAUGACAACAAAGCAAGUUAAUGCUGCUUCUUUUAAUACAUCUGCUGGCUUUAAUGAUGAACGGGUUUUACAUCACUGUGAGUGUGUACAGCUUCGCGCUGAGUUGGUUGCUCUUAAAAACAUUGUUUUAAACUUGGAGAAGGAUUUUAAAGACUCUGUUGGAAGUAAUCUUAACCGUGAAGUGUGUUUUAGAGAGGGUGUGGAUUUUAAAUUUGAAAAAGUGGAGGAAUCUAUCAAGGAUGCCGUGGCGACACUAGAGAGAGAGGUCAUUGACUGUUUUAAGAGGAGAGACAAGAAAUGGGCGAAACAGCUGAAGCAGACAAAGGCUCCAGAAGCCACUAUCUCUCCUGCCACUGCGACGACCAGCCCAGUGCCGCCCACGUCAACCCCUGGCUUUCCUCCAGACAACCAUCCCUGCACAUCUACCACUUCAUGGACAACCAACAGAGCGACCGAUGGAGAAUUCUGCGCCACCACUCCAGCUGGGCCAGAAUUCAACCACAGCUUCUCCAUCCUCCCCUUCUCCAGAGAGCAACUCGGCAGCGCGCAGGGUGAUGACGGCACUCUCCAGGGACUUUCCAUCUCUCUCUCCACUCCAGCGACCAACAGGAUCGAAGUGCAGGAGCACCAGGGCUUGCUUUACCGGCGGAUCCAGAAGGGGGACGACGUCUACAAGAUCCAGCUCGACGUUCCUAAGAACCUGGUCCAGCAGACGGUCCAGCACUUCCACCAGAGGACAGCAGAGAAACACCAUGGGCGUCUAAAGACCCUUCUGCAGAUCCUGGAAGUUGCCUGGUGGCCCUCAGUCCGCAGUGAUAUCUGGGCAUUUGUCCGGGACUGCAAGCCGUGUGGUGAGGAGGCCAAGGAGUGUGUUGUCAUCAACCCUACCAAGAAACCACCUCAUCAUCCACCUCAUCAUCCCCGUUCAUCAGCAUCAACAUCAUCCAUCAAAAAGACCCCAAGCCGGUUUGGAGGAAAUGCCAGGGGGGCAGGCCGACCAGCGUGGCUGGGUGCAAGUCAUCCUGGGAGGAUCGGUGCCACCUACCUUAGGACACCUAGGCUGGUAUGGGACUCAACCUCUCUCUAG